AUCUCGCUCCUCAGUCCUACCAUGGGCUAAUCUGUGGAAGCAGCUUACUCCAGUGUCACCAGGCUGCACCCACACCAGGCUCUGCAGAAGGGCAUUUUUCUUUAAAUGAACACCUUCUCAUCUUUUCUUCUUAAGGAGGACUUGAGAACAUUCACACUAUAGAUAAAUUGUACAUGGUGGAAAAUUCUGCUUUCAAGAGGGCUUACUCUCUUCUUACAAGUUCUAGAUUGGACCCCUACACAAGACAGCAUGAAGGAGUGUGUGCUCUUAGUGUUCUUGGCUUUGUGCUCUGCGAAACCCUUGCUUCACCCUUCGUACAUGAUGCUGAAGAACAUGAUGCUGCAGGACAUGGAAGACAAAGGUGACAGUGACGCUGACAACUCUCUCUUCCCAACAAGAGAGCCAGUUAACCCCUUCUUCCCGUUUGAUCUGUUUCCAAUGUGCCCGUUCGGAUGCCAAUGCUACUCGAGGGUUGUGCACUGCUCUGAUCUAGGUUUGUCCUCCGUCCCAAGCAACAUUCCAUUUGAUACUCGAAUGCUUGACCUUCAAAAUAAUAAAAUUAAGGAAAUCAAAGAAAAUGAUUUUAAAGGACUCACUUCACUUUAUGCUUUGAUUCUGAACAACAACAAGAUAACAAAGAUUCACCCAAAAGCCUUUCUAACCACAAAGAAGUUGCGACGGGUCUAUCUGUCCCACAAUCAACUAAGUGAAAUACCACUUAAUCUUCCCAAAUCAUUAGCAGAACUCAGAAUUCAUGAUAACAAAGUUAAGAAAAUACAAAAGGAGACAUUCAAAGGAAUGAACGCUUUACACGUUCUGGAGAUGAGUGCAAACCCUCUUGAUAAUAAUGGGAUUGAACCAGGGGCAUUUGAAGGAGUGACAGUGUUCCAUGUCAGAAUUGCCGAAGCAAAACUGACCUCAAUUCCUAAAGAACUACCAUCAACUUUAUUGGAGCUUCAUUUAGAUUAUAAUAAAAUUUCCACUGUGGAACUCGAGGAUUUUAAACGAUAUAAAGAUCUGCAAAGGCUGGGCCUAGGAAACAACAGAAUCACAGAUAUCGAAAAUGGAAGUCUUGCUAACAUACCACGCAUACGAGAAAUACACUUGGAAAACAAUAAACUAAAAAAAAUCCCUUCAGGACUACAGGAGUUGAAAUACCUCCAGAUAAUCUUCCUUCAUUCUAAUUCAAUUACAAAAGUGGGAGUGAAUGACUUCUGUCCAACAGUGCCAAAGAUGAAGAAAUCUUUAUAUAGUGCAAUCAGUCUAUUCAACAACCCGGUGAAGUAUUGGGAAGUACAACCUGCAACAUUUCGUUGUGUUUUGAGCAGAAUGAGCGUUCAGCUUGGGAACUUCAGAAAGUAAUAAUUAGUAACUAGUAAUAUCCAUUUAAUAUAAAAUUUAAAAAUGGUUACAUUUGGAAUACUUGAACUCUAUUAAUAAUGGUGGUAUUAUGCACAUAAGCAAAACUCUAUUCCCACGUGUUAAAUCCAUGACUUACUUUAUGACAAAAAAUUUCAAAAGAAUUUUGCAAAACUAUUGAUACACCAGAAGUAAAAGAAGCAUCUACUGCAGUUUCCUUUUGCAUACAAAUGAUUUUGCAUAAAUCUAUGCUUGAAUAUUCUUUUUCAGUAACAAAAAAUAAGAUAUUCAGUAUUUAACACUUUGUUAUCAAGUGCAUUUUAAAAAGAACUGUACUGUAAAUGGAAUGCUUGACUUAGGAAAUUUGUGCUCUUUCAUUUGCUGUUAGAAAAACAAAAUUGACAAUGACAGUUAUAUGAAGAGUACAUUAUACUAUUCUUAUUCUUUCUUUAAUAACUCGGGUAGUACUGUAACAUUUCUAAUCAUGUCGAAAUAUGGUUUGAUAUAAUCUUAUUCGUGUCUUACAGCCUUACUCUCUUUAUGUUUAAAACUAACUCCUUAUAAAAGCCUUCGGCAAGUGUUAUUACCAACUCGACAGAUGCUAUUCAUAACAGCUGGUUUUUGAGCUAGAGUACAUGCUUUUCUUCUUCAAUUAUUAUUAUCUGAUUAUAAAACCUCUAUAAAAAUGUGCAGUGAGUGUUUAUAUAAAAUUUGGAACUCACAUUUUUUAUGAUCACAGUUAUCAUAAGCUUUUAACAGUAUGUCAAUUGUUAGGUUAUGUAACAUGGUCACCUCAACGCUAAGGAAUAUUUUCGAGAUGUCCCUUUGUAAGACCUUGGUUGGAAGAGCCUGGACAGUAUUAAUUUUACAGCAAAUUGUCUCCUCAAAUAUGCACAGACUGAAUAACUCUGAAAAACAAACCUGGUAUAACUGAAUAGGCAGAACAUUAAGUAAAACACAGAAACUAAAAGCUGUUAUGUACUUUUUAUUGACAUUCAACAUAAGGAAAACAUUAAAAUACUGGUUUGAAAUAAAA
Molecule: messenger RNA, 2395 nt
Organism: Equus quagga
Lineage: Eukaryota; Metazoa; Chordata; Mammalia; Perissodactyla; Equidae
Product: asporin
Exons: 8
Coding region: 250-1362 (370 amino acids)
Molecular function (GO): protein binding
Source: RefSeq, a predicted model, not a curated record